AUGCCCCGCGCCGCUGCCCGGUGGCCGCCGCUCCUGCCGCUGUCCCUGCUGCUGCUGCUGCCGCCGCCGCCAGCCCGCGGCGCCCCGGCCCAGCCCGGAGCCGGGGGCCCGGCCUCGGAGCUGGUGGUGCCCACGCGGCUGGCGGGCAGCGCGGGCGGCGCGGGCGAGCUGGCGCUCCACCUGUCCGCCUUCGGCCGCAGCUUCGUCCUGCGCCUGGCGCCCGACGCCAGCUUCCUGGCGCCCGGGUUCAAGAUCGAGAGCCUCGGGGGCUCCGGGGGCGAGCCGCGGGAGCCGCGGGAGCUGCGCGCCUGCUUCUUCUCUGGCUCCGUGAACGGGGCGCCGGGCUCCCUGGCCACCGUGAGCCUGUGCGGCGGGCUGAGAGGCUCCUUCCUGCUGGACGGCGAGGAGUUCACCAUCGAGCCGCGGGCCGCCGGGGGGAACUCCCUGCAGCGGCCGCACUUCCUGCGGCGCUGGGGACCCCGGGGGGCGCGCAGUACCCCGGCCCGCCCCCUCCCCCGAGGACCUGAGCCCGGGGCGCGGAAAGACGAGAAGGUAGAGAAGAAGGACGAGGCACCGGAGGAAGAAAAGAGGGAAGAAGACGGGUCCGAAGGCGCCCGCGAGCUGCCCGCCCCUCGGGGGGUCGCGAGCGGGAGGACCAAGCGGUUCGUGUCCGAGGCUCGCUUCGUGGAGACGCUGCUCGUGGCCGAUGCGUCCAUGGCGGCCUUCUAUGGGCCCGACCUGCAGAACCACAUCCUGACGCUCAUGUCGGUGGCGGCCCGCAUCUACAAGCACCCCAGCAUUCGCAACGCCGUCCACCUGGUGGUGGUGAAGGUGCUGAUCGUGGAAGAUGAGGCGCGGGGCCCCAGGGUGUCUGACAAUGGGGGGCUUACCCUGCGCAGCUUCUGCAACUGGCAGCAGCAGUUCAACUACCGCAGCGACCGGAACCCAGAGCAUUUCGACACGGCCAUCCUGCUCACCAGACAGAACUUCUGUGGGAAGGAGGGGAUGUGUGACACCCUGGGCGUGGCGGACAUUGGCACCAUCUGCGACCCCAGCAAGAGCUGCUCUGUGAUCGAGGAUGAGGGGCUCCAGGCGGCCUACACGCUGGCCCACGAGCUGGGGCACGUCCUCGGCAUGCCCCACGACGACUCCAAGCCCUGUGUUCGGCUCUUUGGGCCCAUGGGCAAGCACCACAUGAUGGCACCCCUCUUCGUCCACCUCAACAAGACGCUGCCCUGGUCUCCCUGCAGCGCCAUGUACCUCACGGAGCUCCUGGACGGUGGGCACGGAGACUGUCUCCUCGAUGCCCCCUCCUCAGCCCUGCCCCUCCCGACAGACCUCCCGGGGCAAAAGGCGCUCUAUGAGCUGGACCAGCAGUGCCGGCAGAUCUUCGGGCUGGGCUUUCGCCACUGCCCCAACACCUCCGCGCAGGACAUUUGCGCCCAGCUCUGGUGCCACAGGGAGGGCACCGAGCCCCUGUGCCACACCAAGAAUGGCAGCCUGCCCUGGGCGGACGGGACACCCUGCGGACCCGGGCGGCUCUGCUGGGAUGGCAGCUGUCUUCCUGCUGAGGAAGUGGAGAGGCCCAAGGCCGUGGUGGACGGAGGCUGGGCCGCCUGGGGGCCGUGGGGAGAAUGCUCCCGGACCUGCGGAGGCGGGGUGCAGUUCUCACACCGCGAGUGCAAGGACCCCGAGCCUCAGAACGGAGGGAGAUACUGCCUGGGCCGGAGGACCAAGUACCAGUCCUGCCACACGGAGGAAUGCCCCCCUAGCGAGAAAAGCUUCCGGGAGCAGCAGUGCGAGAAGUAUAAUGCCUACAAUUACACCGACCUGGAUGGGAACCCCCUGCAGUGGGUCCCCAAGUACUCGGGGGUGUCCCCCCGGGACCGCUGCAAGUUGUUCUGCCGAGCCAGGGGGAGGAGUGAGUUCAAGGUGUUUGAGGCCAAGGUGAUUGAUGGCACCCUGUGUGGGCCAGAGACUCUGGCUAUCUGUGUCCGUGGCCAGUGUGUCAAGGCUGGCUGUGACCACGUGGUGAAUUCGUCUACGAAGCUGGACAAAUGUGGGGUAUGUGGGGGCAACGACAACUCAUGCAGGAAGGUCUCCGGCUCCCUCAACCCAACCAGUUAUGGCUACAAUGACAUCGUCACCAUCCCAGCUGGUGCCACGAACAUCGAUGUGAAGCAGCGGAGCCACCCGGGAGUCCAGAACGAUGGCAACUACCUGGCAUUGAAGAUGGCAGAUGGGCAGUACCUGCUCAAUGGCAACCUGGCCAUCUCCGCCAUAGAGCAGGACAUCCUGGUGAAGGGGACCAUCCUGAAGUACAGCGGCUCCAUGGCCAUACUGGAGCGGAUACAGAGCUUCCGGCCCCUGCCCGAGCCUCUGACCGUGCAGGUCCUGACAGUCCCCGGUGAGGUCUUUCCCCCCAAGGUCAAGUAUACCUUCUUUGUCCCCAACGACGUGAACUUCAGCAUCCCGAGCAGCAAAGAGAGGGUGACCACCAACGUCAUCCAGCCCCUGCUCAACGCGCAGUGGGUGCUGGGAGACUGGUCCCAGUGCUCGAGCAGCUGUGGGGCUGGCUGGCAGCGGCGGACUGUCGAGUGCCGGGACCCCGGCGGCCAGGCCUCCGCCACCUGCAACAAGGCGCUGAAGCCCGAGGAUGCCAAGCCCUGUGAGAGCCAGCCAUGCCCUCUGUGA
Molecule: messenger RNA, 2694 nt
Organism: Pipistrellus nathusii (Nathusius's pipistrelle)
Lineage: Eukaryota; Metazoa; Chordata; Mammalia; Chiroptera; Vespertilionidae
Source: the annotation of a GenBank genome assembly